Symphalangus syndactylus (siamang) is the source of this 506-nucleotide messenger RNA. Its product is annotated as large ribosomal subunit protein eL29-like. The record is from RefSeq and is a predicted model, not a curated record. Gene Ontology annotation, molecular function: structural constituent of ribosome. Gene Ontology annotation, cellular component: cytosolic large ribosomal subunit; ribosome. NCBI's taxonomy places the organism in Eukaryota, Metazoa, Chordata, Mammalia, Primates, Hylobatidae. Gene Ontology annotation, biological process: cytoplasmic translation.
GGUGCAGACAUGGCCAAGUCCAAGAACCACAGCACACACAACCAGUCCCGAAAAAGGCACAGAAAUGGUAUCAAGAAACCCCGAUCACAAAGAUAUGAAUCUCUUAAGGGGAUGGACCCCAAGUUCCUGAGGAACAUGUGCUUUGCCAAGAAGCAAAACAAGAGGGGCCUAAAGAAGAGGCAGGCCAACAGUGACAAGGCCAUGAGUGCACGUGCUGAGGCUAUCAAGGCCCUCGUAAAGCCCAAGGAGGUUAAGCCCAAGAUCCCAAAGGAUGUCAGCUUCAAGCUCGAUCACAUUGCCUACAUUGCCCACCCCAAGCUUGGGAAGCGGGCUCGUGCCCUCAUUGCCAAGAGGCUCAGGCUAUGCUGGCCAAAGGCCAAGGAUCAAACCAAGGCCCAGGCUGCAGCUCCAGCUUCAGUUCCAGCUCAGGCUCCCAAAGGUGCCCAGGCCCCUACAAAGGCUUCAGAGUAGAUACCUCUGUCGGCCAAUGUGAGGACAGAAGGACU